GACAUCACGUGACUCUCGCACAGGCCGGAAGUGUGUCGGAACCUACUGGCCGGAAGCCGGCUGUGUCACAUUCCCCGGGUAGAGAGGAGGUAGUGACCGGCCGGGGUUAAUUUGGUCUCUGGACGCAGUAGAUCUGGUGAGUGUGAGACGCCCAGGAGCCGCCCCCGUGUGUCAGGAGGUCCCAGAGCCCCAUUGCAGUACCUCUGCCUCGCUCGCUGAUACAGGAGAGGCGCAAUGACCAGAAUACUCUAGGACUGACUUAACAAGAUCAUUCCACUGGAGGGGGAGUAUAUAGAGAAACACAGGGGUCUACAAGGACGCAAUGGAAAGUAACCAGCCCGUGCCAUCUCUGGAGGGACCCAGUAACAGAGAUACCCCAGAGAGCUGUCCCCAUCCUGUCUAUUCCCAGGACUGUACAGAGGAGAAUCAGAGGAUCCCACAGGAGCAUCAGGGUGAAUAUGUUGCGGAUGUUAAGGUUGAAGAUAUAGAGGUAGAAGCAGAGACGUAUGUGACGGAUAACAAGGUAGAAGAUACAGAGGGAGCAGAGAAGACGUAUGUGAGGGGUGAUCCGCAGUCUAAGGAGGAGGAAGUCCCUACAGUUAUCAGCACAGAUGCACACGCCAGCAGGAAUACGUCACAAGGAUUUCUCAUUGUGUCUCCAGUUUUUAAAAUCGAGGAUGCUUCAAAUGAAAAAUCCAUUACCCUGAAUAUUCAUCCAGUACUUCACAGUGCAGAUAUAUCUGAACCAGCUAAUCAUGAGGAAUGUUCUCUUGAUAACUCUGGUAUAGCUACACAUAGUGCAGCUCAUAAGGGUGAUUCUAUUUAUUUCUGUUCUGAAUGUGGUAAAAAUUUUAUACAUCAGUCCGUCUUUGUUAGGCAUCAGAAAACUCACAUGGGUGAGAAGCCUUUUCCAUGCUCGGAAUGCGGGAAAUGUUUCACACUGAAAUCAGAUCUGGUUAAACACCAGAGAAGCCACACAGGUGAGAAGCCAUUUCCAUGUUCCGUGUGUGGGAAAUGUUUUACACUGAAAUCAGAUCUGGCUAAACAUCAGAGAACUCACACAGGUGAGAAACCAUUUCCGUGCUCUGAGUGCGGGAAAUGGUUCACGCAGAAAUCGGAUCUUGCUAGACAUCAGAGAACUCACACAGGUGAGAAGCCGUUUCCGUGUUCUCAGUGUGGGAAAUGGUUUACGCAGAAAUCGGAUCUUGCUAGGCAUCAGAGAAUUCACACAGGUGAGAAACCUUUCCCAUGUACUCAGUGUGGGAAAUGGUUCACGCAGAAAUCAGAUCUUGUUAGACAUCAGAGAAUUCACACAGGUGAGAAGCCAUUUCCAUGUUCUGACUGUGGGAAGAUUUUCACACUGAAAUCAGAUCUUGUUAAACAUGGGAAACUUCACACAGCUGAGAAGCCAUUUCCAUAAGCUGAUAGAAAGUGGGUUCCAAUAAUAAUUUAAAUAUAGUAAAUUUAGUUUAAAAUAAAAAAAGGUUCUACACAACCAAGUCUUCAAAAAGUCACUGACUUUAAAAGUUGAAAUUGCCACUGCACUUGGCUAUGGGUUAUAGCAGAUAUACCUUAACUUUAUCAUCAUCAACUACCCAGAACUAGUUCCAUGUCUGGAGGUAAUUAUUUAUAGGUUCCCACAUUAACUAAUGUACCUCUAGCACAAAGUGAUAUAACACAGGUUCAUAUAUAUCAGCACUAAAUGUACAGCUUUCAGUUAUCAAACAAGCGUACACUAGAUUAUAACAAUAACCAGUCUUUCUUACAAGAAGACAGGGAUAUAACUGAGAAAAUAGGUAUCCUCUACACUCAUUGUGAUGUUCAAACACAUCUACUGUGUCAAGUUCCUAUCCUAACCUCUCUCUCUCCACGAGGCUGUGUUUCCAAAGCUUGGUCCUCACAGAACUUCUAACAGUCCAGAUUUUGAGAAUAUCUGUGCUUGAGCACAGGCGGUUACAUAUAAACACCUGAGAUACUAAUGAAGUCAGCUGUGCCGAAGUAUGUUUAUCUUUAAAACCUGGACUGGAAGUUGGGACACACUGCCCUAGAGGCAAGACUCUGUCCAUAAACCUUAAGCUGAAUUAACACCAGCUUGAAUUAUCUUGAGCUCCUUCAGCAGGGUCAACUGUCUAUUUCCGGCCAGAUCCAAAAGACGGGGGCCUAGAACUGGGCACCGAAGUAGUAGGUUCCCCAGUUAUUGCAGUCUCCAACUCAUUUGCUGGAGACACGGAGGAUCUUUUCUGCCUCUUCCCUCUCCACAGGGCUUUUUUGUCAGCUCCAAUAAUCUCUAUUCAGGCUCCUCUCCAUAUGUGUCUGUCUCUUCGCUCUGUAGUGAGUGAAUCUCUCCCUUUUCCUUUCCCAGGCUCUCCCUACGAUGGCCCAGGGUAUCUUAGGUUCUGCCCUUUUUUCCACCAUGUCCACAAGGCUUUGCCUCCUUUUUCCUGUAGGCUUCUGGUAACUGUAGUUUUCUAUUCUUGGUUGAUAAAGUACAGAAUCCUUCUCUAGCACUUUGGACUUGAUGGUUAGUAAGCCGUGGAAGAAUUGUGUGUUAUCACACAGUGGCUCAAACAAUGUCCGUGAGAAUACAUCCUAUUAGUUCACUAUGAGCCGGUGACUUUACUAUAGGUACUUCACGUACUGCUCAACUGUAUUCUAAAUCAUGUGAUCAAAAUGGUUCCCAAACUCAGUCCUCAAGGAGCGCUAAUAGGUCACCUUUUUCAGGUCACCCAGCAGAUGCACUGUGUAUGACCAAUUGGCACAUUUUUAAAAAUUCCGAGGUGACCUGGAAAACAUGAACGGUUAGAGUUCCUUGACGAUCGAGUUUUGGAAACACUGGUCUAACUGAUCUGAUGUUGGACUUUAUGGAACACCUUAACUUUUACAGUCCUAUAGUUGCCGCUUUCUUUAUGCAAGUUACAGUACAUUUCUGGCUUUUAUUUUAUAUUCACCCAUGUAUUGUACACAGUGACUAAAGGGAAAUGUUUUACAGUUGAGUUUGAUUUUAUUUUGUAUUUGAAUUUAUUCUGUUUGUAUAGUGAAUAAGUAGAUGAAAUAACAGUACAGCGCAUCUAUUGGACAUGGCAUGCAAUAUUCUGUUCUGUUCACCAAUAAGGUAAUAAAAUCUAUCAUUUACCAACCA
Pseudophryne corroboree (corroboree frog) is the source of this 3139-nucleotide messenger RNA. Its product is annotated as gastrula zinc finger protein XlCGF17.1-like. Gene Ontology annotation, cellular component: nucleus. Bases 323 to 1420 code for a protein of 365 amino acids. Gene Ontology annotation, molecular function: DNA-binding transcription factor activity, RNA polymerase II-specific; RNA polymerase II cis-regulatory region sequence-specific DNA binding. Gene Ontology annotation, biological process: regulation of transcription by RNA polymerase II. Lineage: Eukaryota; Metazoa; Chordata; Amphibia; Anura; Myobatrachidae. The transcript is spliced from 6 exons. The record is from RefSeq and is a predicted model, not a curated record.